AACUUGUUGAAUUGUCUUCACAGGUAGCCAAAGCAGCCUUUCAACGAAACAAUGAUCCACUUGAUGCAGCCAUUUUUUACCUUGCGAUGAAAAAGAAGGCUGUUAUCUGGGGAUUGUAUAGAUCCCAAAAAGACACCAAAAUGACACAGUUUUUUGGAAACAACUUCACUGAGGACAGAUGGCGUAAAGCAGCAUUAAAAAAUGCUUUCUCUUUGCUUGGCAAACAGCGUUUUGAACAUUCUGCAGCAUUUUUCUUACUGGCAGGACACUUAAAAGAUGCAGUAGAGGUCUGUCUUGAAAAACUGAAUGACAUUCAGUUGGCUCUUGUAAUUUCAAGACUUUAUGAGUCAGAAUUUGAAGUAUCUAGUACUUACAAAUCUGUACUACAGAAGAGAAUUUUGGGAAGUGUGUUUUCUGGAAAGGAGAGCACAGGAAAUAUGUACAGUGAUCCUUUUCUGAGAAGUAUGGGUUACUGGAUUUUGGAAGAUUAUAGCAAGGCUCUUGACACUUUGAUUAAACAUUCUUUUGAAGAUGAAGGAGAUAUAGGAGAUGGCUCAGCAAGCUGUAAUCCUGCAGUGUUUAACUUCUACAACUACUUAAGAACACAUCCUCUCCUUCUGAGACGUCAUUUUGGCUCUUCUGAUGCCUCUUCCACACACAUGUGCCUAACAGUGGAAAACGGAUUAGCUGACAAAAUCAACCUAGAUGAAAGGCGGCUUUUCUUCACCACUGCAUAUGCUCAUUUAAAAGCUGGUUGUCCUAUGUUGGCCUUAGAAGUGUUAUCAAAGAUGCCCAAAGUUGUCAGGAGGUCAAAGCCAUUCUGUAGAUCCCCCAGCUUAAUGGAUACUAGUAAAGAUUUCUCACCGUCUUCUCCUCUUAAAGAGUUGGAAAUAAAAGACGAGUCUUCCAGUAUUGAUUGGUCACAGCCAGCUUUGAAUGAUCUAGGGUCAUCUUCAGACUGCUCAUCAGGAAAACAUUCGAGUUCAACUCUUUCAUUUGACUGGAGCCAACCAAAUAUAGUAUUCCAAGACGAAGGCUUGAAGCUACAGUUGGACAGUGAUGAGGGUGAUGAGAAUGAAGAUUCUUCCCUGGUAAUGAAAGAGCUAAAACCUCUGAAGAAAAAUGAAAAAUCCUAUGAAACAAGUUCUAGCUACACAGAAUCUUUUAGUGUAGUUGAUGAAAAAGAUAUUCUAAGCCCAUCAGAAGAUAUAAUUUCUGCACAGCUGAAGUUUAGAGCAUGCCUGAAAAUUCUUACGGUAGAGCUUCGUACAUUAUCUACUGGUUGUGAGGUAGAUGGUGGAAAAUUGAGGUAUCAGCUUUACCAGUGGCUUGAAAGGGAAGUGAUAGCUCUUCAAAAAACCUGUGAUUAUAGUGUUGAAAUAGAUGAAAUACAGUGUGGAAUUAGCAUGAUGCCAGAGGAAGCUGCAUUACAUGGAAAUACUGUAGACGUAACUGACCAGCAAAAAAACAUGCUACAGAAAGGAAACUUUCAGAAAAGACAUCAGUGGCUUCUGAAAUACCAGUCCCUCCUACGAAUGUUCCUUAGUUACUGUGUUCUCCAUGGCUCUCAUGGUGGUGGUUUGGCAUCUGUCAGAAUGGAGCUAAUUCUGCUGUUGCAGGAAUCUCAGCAGGAACAGUCAAUACAGACACCAUCCAGCCCUGUUCUAGAGCAAAGCUCCGUACCUCUCCUAUUUGCUUGCACAGCUAGUGCCAAAACAGUGGUGGCUAAUCCACUGUUACAUCUUGGUAACUUGACUCAUGAUAUAUUACAUGCCAUAAUAAACCUCGAUUCACCACCUCAUCCAGAUACACAGGAUAACAAGAUAUAUGUAAUGCAUAACUUAGCAGCAUCGCUUUCGGCUUGCAUCUACCAAUGUCUUUGUGAUGGCCACAGUUACAGCUCAUUUCAAGCAAAUCAGUUUACUGGAACAGUUUAUCAGACAGUGCUGUUAACUCAGCGCAAUUCUCUCAGAUCAACAUUGGAAGAAACAGUGACUCCCAAUACACCACCAGCUCAGUGGCCAGGAAUAACAGCUCUAGUACGUCUCUUGAAUUCUGCUGGUGAGGAAGCUCAGCCAGGACUCACAGUCUUACUUUGUGAAAUUCUAACUGCAGUCUAUCUGAGUCUCUUCAUCCAUGGCCUAGCAACACAUUCCAGCAAUGAGUUGUAUAGAAUUAUGGCUCAUCCACUUAACAACAAAAUGUGGUCUGCAAUCUUUGGAGGAGGAGCUCAUACACCUAUCAGAGGACAGCAGCAAUUAAAGACAAAAACUGGUAGGCACUUCCCAAUGCCUAGCCCACAUCAGGUAGUAGUGUUCUCCAUGGAAUGCGUGGGGUUUUCGAAAUCCCUUACUGCCUUCAGUACUCAUAGUCCUACCAAGUCUGCAGGCAAGAUAAUAGAUUUAGUACUAGGCCUCUACAUGCAGUUUGCUAUGUGUGAUGAAAAGAUAGAUUCAAAUACUCCUGAAGCAGCAGCACAAACAGAAGAGUUGUAUUCUUCACCAGAUCCAGAGAAGAUCCAGUCACCUUUCACACAGAAGUAUCAGGCCUGUAGAGCAAACCUUCAGAGCACCAGCUGGCUCACUCUGUCUUCAAAAAUGGUAUAUAGUCAAGAGCUGAAUUUGCCAGAAGGAGUGGAGAUAAUAAGUGUUAAGCCUUCAGCAGGGCAUCUGAGUAGUUCUUCCAUAUACCCCGUUUGUCGUCCACCUUAUCUGCUGGCUACUUCCUGCACAGAUGGAAAAGUUCGAUUCUGGAGAUGCAGAGUGACCAAUGAAUCAUCAGUUUCUUCCAUGCCAGAAUCUAAUGUACACAGUGAUGUAACAUACAUUUGGGAAGAAUGGCCGUUACUGAUUGAGGAUGGACUCCUUAGUAGUAGUGCUAUUAAUGUUCCAGGAAGGCCAACUGAAGUUAGUUGUGCACACACAAACCGAUUAGCUGUAGCAUACAAGCAGGUAACAUCUAAAAACAACCACCUUUCUCAAGACUUUGUUAUGCAUGUUAGUAUUUUUGAAUGUGAAUCUACAGGGGGUUCUUCUUGGGUUCUUGAACAGACUCUUCAUUUAGAUGAGAUAGGCACUAUGUUAGACUCUGCUGUUAGUAUUGAUAGCAAUUUAGUGGCAUAUAACAGACAGGAAGUUUCUCUCUCGUGUGGUAAUGUUAUUCCUAGCACUAAGCACUUAGUGCACUUAGAUUGGAUGUCAAGGGAGGAUGGUUCACAUAUUCUAACAGUGGGAAUUGGAUCAAAACUUUACAUGUUUGGCCAGCUGUCUGGAAAAAUGCAAGAACAAAAUGGUAAAGAGACUGUAGCAAUCUCCCAUAUUGGCAGUACCACUACAAAGGCUACAAACUUUUCUAGGUUUGUUCUGCUGCGUUCUGUUGACUUGGUUUCUUCUGUAGAGGGAUCACCUCCUUUUCCAGUCUCCCUGUCUUGGGUGCGUGAUGGCAUUCUUGUAGUUGGAAUGGACUGUGAAAUGCAUGUUUAUUCUCAGUGGCAACCUCCUGCCAAGCAGGGUCUAGUUAGUACAGAUUCCUGCAGUAUGCCAAGUAUAACUAGCUUAAUGAAAGAAAGCCAGUCAGCUGCCUCAGGUCUGCCUCCACCAAAGCGAACCUUGACCAGAUCUAUGACCAGCCUUGCACAGAAACUUAGUGGGAAAAGAUCUGCCUUUGAUCUGUCUGCAGAAAUGGAAGACUCUGGUCUUUUUGAAGCAGCUCAUAUGUUAUCUCCCACUUUACCUCAGUACCAUCCACACCAACUUUUAGAACUCAUGGAUCUUGGUAAAGUACGUAGAACAAAAGCCAUUCUGUCCCAUCUAGUGAAGUGCAUUGCUGGAGAAGUUGUUGCUAUAAAUGAAUCUGAACCUAAUCAUGAUAGGAGACUUAGAUCUCUGAUCAUCAGUGCUAGUGGAAGUACCUCACGAGAUCCCAAAACGUUCAGCAAAACGGAGACUACAGACUAUAUUGAAAUAGACUCUGUUCCACCAUUACCGCUGUAUGCUCUGCUUGCUGCAGAUGAUGAUUCCUCUCAUUCCUGUUCUGAAAAGUCUCAUAGUCAAAAUAGUCAAAGUAAAAAUGAUAUGCCCAAGGACAAUUAUGAAGAUCUCUUUCAAAAUUCUGUUAUAAGUACAGAUGAACUUGUAACGUUUGAUGCAGAGGAAGACAGUGUGAAACCGAAAGUAAUUGAUCUUUCACAAUUUAGCCCAACUUACUUUGGACCAGAGCAUGCCCAAGUACUUUCUCGUCACUUGCUUCAUUCAAGCUUGCCAGGUCUGACUAGGAUGGAACAGAUGUCAUUGAUGGCCUUAGCAGAUACUAUUGCUACUACUAGUACUGACAUUGGAGAAAGCAGAGACAGGAGUCAGGGUGGAGAAACUCUUGAUGAGUGUGGUUUAAAAUUUUUAUUAGCUGUUCGACUUCACACAUUUCUAACAACUUCGCUUCCUCCUGUACAUCGAGCUCAGCUGCUUCACCAAGGUUUAUCUACCAGUCAUUUUGCCUGGGCAUUUCACUCAGUAGCGGAAGAAGAACUACUCAGCAUGCUCCCUGCAAUGCAGAAAGGGGAUCCAACGUGGUCAGAACUCAGAGCUAUGGGUAUUGGAUGGUGGGUUCGAAAUAUCCAUAGCUUGCGGAAAUGCAUAGAAAAGGUAAAGAUAGUGCCCUGAAACAAAACUGCAAAA
Molecule: messenger RNA, 4673 nt
Organism: Meleagris gallopavo (turkey)
Lineage: Eukaryota; Metazoa; Chordata; Aves; Galliformes; Phasianidae
Source: RefSeq, a predicted model, not a curated record